Messenger RNA from Heterostelium album PN500, 273 nucleotides. RefSeq lists its product as uncharacterized. Gene Ontology annotation, molecular function: nucleic acid binding. Bases 1 to 273 code for a protein of 90 amino acids. The transcript is spliced from 3 exons. The record is from RefSeq and is a predicted model, not a curated record. NCBI's taxonomy places the organism in Eukaryota, Evosea, Eumycetozoa, Acytosteliales, Acytosteliaceae.
AUGGAUGCAUAUGUUCCCAUUUUACUCGUUUCAAAUUAUGGUGUCAUUAUUGCUAAUGAGUCAGGAUAUGUAACGCAAGAGAUAAAGAAAGAAUAUGUCGAAUGGCUUCUAGGACAAUUUAAGAAAACAGAUAAAAAGCUGCUUUUAGUAGACAAUCACAUAUCCAAUUAUUUCUUUGACGAAAAAAAACUUUGUGAUGAGAAUAAUCUUAUCAUAAUGACGUUCCCAUCAAACCUGACUCACAUUCAACGAGAAGCUCAAUUUAUUGGUUAA